UCUCGAACACGGCGGCGAGGAUGUCGGCCGGCAGGGGACACGGGUGGAGGUGGGAGCAGGGGUGCUCACCAACCUCGCAUCCAUGGUGAUCCAAAUCCUGAUCCAAAGCGAGGGGCGCGUGAUGAAGGGAGGGCUAGAGCUGCUGAAGAGCCCAAGGCGCGCGUGCUGGGGAAAGAGAAAGCGAAGCUUCCUUCCUUGUCAGGUACUCCAAAAGCUGCUAACUCUAUCAAAUGUUUCAGAUGUACUGAGGCAUAUGGCGGUUAGAAAUGCAAACAAUCUGGGCAUAUGGCGGUGGAAUGUGGUAGUUUACCUAACAGAAAGCUCAAGAUGUUUGGCUUCGCCGUCUCUGGUCAGGGCUUUUACUCGAUUGAAAUUCCUGACAAAGGAAUACCAGAGAAGUACAAUGGGUUAGUCAUGGUUGUUGAAGGGGAAGCAACUGAGAGAAGGUUGAGGAUGAGCUCAAGAACCUGAUGAGUGAGAAAUGGGACUUUCAGGUUAGGAAAUUUACUGCAAAUGAGUUCAGAGUAGCCUUCCCAGAUCAGAAUUCACUGGAUACCUUCUCCAAAUUGUCUAAAAUUGUGCUUGGCGUUUAUGGUCUGAAAGUGAGGAUUUCCAAAUCAAUGGUGGACCCUGCUGCAUCUGCUGUGUUACAGCCAGCUUGGAUUAAAAUACAUGGGGUGCCAGGCUUUGCCCGAGAGGAGGACAUUAUCAGGGAGAUCACAGCUCUAGUGGCUGAACCCAUCAAGGUGGAUGAGUUCAGCCUGCUGAGGGAUGAACCAGUCAGGGUUCGAGUUAAUUGCAGGGACCCUUCCAAGAUUAGAACCAUUGUAGAAAUAUUUUUCAAUGGAGUUGGGUAUGAAAUCAGUUUCAUUGCACAAGGUGUACAAGGGAGAACACAGGGCAGAGGAGAUGGGCCUCCAGGAAGCCAGAACAGGCAUGAUGACAGAUCUGGUAAGAAAAGGGGGAAGGACAGAGAAGAAGAUGAUAACAUGAGGAAAAUGGACAGACAUGACAAAGAAGAUGGGCCUACAGAUAGAGAGAUGGAAGCCAGUUAGGGGGAUUCUCAAGACGAUAACAUGGACAACUUGAUUAGAGAUGGAUCACCCACUGAGGAGGCUAUGGAUAAGGAGGUAACAGCCGAGGGAGCUGUUCCUUUGGCUGCAUAUCACCCUGAUAUUGGUAUGGAAAGGCUGGAGGGACAGCUGAUAGAGAAAAAUAUCAGAGGUUGAGGAGCAGAUUGGUGCUGAAGACAGCGUACAACCUAUGGCUGAAAAUUUCAGCGAUCUUACUGACAACUUGCUUAGUCCUGUGGGGGGCACAGUGACUCAAGACAGUCAGGUCUCUGAAAACUUGUCUCCUGAAAAUACUGGGACUCUUGAUGAGAGGAAUUCAAAGUGCCCUGAUGGGAAAAUUCUGGUCCAUAAUCAAGAAGGGGUGUAUUUCAUGGAUAAAGACAGGUGGCCAACUUUGGAGAUUGCUGCUGGUCCUCAAGACCAGAUUUUAACACAGGAAGAGGAUCUGAUGGACAAUACUGCUAUUCAGUUGGAGGAGCAGACUGAUAAGGAAGACAGUCAGGAGUGGGAAGUUCAGAAACCAAAGAAGAAGGGUGGGAGACAGAAAAAGAAGAAACAACCAGCAGUGGCUACCAGAGCUAGUGCAAGGGUGCCUAGGGAUGGUGUGCCUAUUGCUGCCAAAGAUAUUGCCAGAGCACAGAAGAGGGAUGAUUCUUUGCAAGAAAUGGCGACCUUUGCUCGGAGCACCUGAUCAAACGGAGAUAGCAAACCUGGGAGAGAAGAUGAAGACGUGGCUACACAACUUCUCACCGAGCAGCGUGGUUGUUUCAGAUAUUGUGGAGCUUUGAGCGUUCUUCUUUCGUUUUACCUUUUUCUGAUGUGUAAUGCUCUUAUCAUGUUAAAUGGGUAACCCCUAUUCUUGUACCGAACUUUAUUUGCUUUCAAGAAAAGCAGAGUGAUCUCCUUUCAAAAAAGAGAAUGUCGGCCGGCAAGCCUGUUCAGUCAGAGGCCGCCGCGUCCGGCGAUGGAUCCAUCAGCAGUGGUUAAUUUGGAGUUUGGAGCGCCAUUUUGUUUGGCUUGCAGUUGGGACUUGCGGUUCAUCAGCCACGAUCGCAGAAUCGGGCUCUUUAAUGCAAUUGGCUUUCACGUGGGC
This is a messenger RNA of Panicum hallii, 2166 nucleotides long. RefSeq lists its product as uncharacterized. The record is from RefSeq and is a predicted model, not a curated record. Bases 1264 to 1764 code for a protein of 166 amino acids. Lineage: Eukaryota; Viridiplantae; Streptophyta; Magnoliopsida; Poales; Poaceae. The transcript is spliced from 2 exons.